Loxodonta africana (African savanna elephant) is the source of this 2958-nucleotide messenger RNA. RefSeq names its product cytoplasmic tRNA 2-thiolation protein 1. Gene Ontology annotation, molecular function: tRNA binding. The record is from RefSeq and is a predicted model, not a curated record. Gene Ontology annotation, biological process: tRNA wobble position uridine thiolation. The transcript is spliced from 3 exons. The coding region runs from base 1837 to 2871 and encodes 344 amino acids. Lineage: Eukaryota; Metazoa; Chordata; Mammalia; Proboscidea; Elephantidae. Gene Ontology annotation, cellular component: cytosolic tRNA wobble base thiouridylase complex; mitochondrion.
GGUCCCUCUCAAUAACAUGUCUGCAGUAUGUGAGACAAGACUCGCCACCCCCGCUUCUAAGGAGUACUCUGGCUGUACUUCUUCCAAGACAGAUUUGUUAAUUCUCUGGCAGUCUACAGUAGAUUCAAUAUUCUUUGCCAACACCAUAACUCAAUGCUAUCAACUCUUCUUCGGUCUUCCUUAUUCAUUCUGCAGUCCCUGGAGAAGAACAUCAUGCUUGGUAACCCAGAGGGUCAGCAAAAAAGAGGAGAGACCCUCAAGGAGAUGGAUUGACACAGUGGCUGGCUGCAACAAUAGGCUCAAGCAUAGCAGUGAUUGUGAGGAUGGCGCAGGACCAGAAAAUGUUUCAUUCUUCAUUCUGAUGUACAUAGGGUCACUAUGAGUCAGACGCAACUAAACAGGCACCUAACAAGACAAAGCACCUGAAGCCUUGGUGGCACCGUGGCUAGACUGCUAGCUACUAGACUGCUAACUGAAAGGUUCGCAGUUCAAAACCACCAGCUGCUCUGUGGGAGAAAGAUGUUAACAGUUUGCCUCUGCAGAAAUUUACAGCCUUGGAAACCCCACUGGGGCAGUUACACUCCGUCCUGUAAGGUCGGUAGGGAUCUGAAGGGAUCCGUGGUUUUUUUUUUUUUUUAGGCGGAAGAGCGCUAAGGGCGGGCGGGUAAGCUGAAGACCACAAGGAUUGCUGGGAGUUGUAGGCCAAACGUCCGGGGAAACACACGAGAUCUGGCUGGGCUGUAGCACAGGCUUCUGGGAGAUAUAGGCAAGAUAGCCCCGCUGCUUCCUGGGAGUUGUAGUCUCCUGAGCCACUUCCGGGCCACCGGGCCAGGCGACCGCGUGUUAGGAAAGGCAGAGUCCAGAGGUCCCAGGUCAGUAUCUUCUGUCGCGGGCUCGCUCGUGGAUCCCGGUCCUUUAUUGCAGCGUGGUUCUUGGGUUAAAGUUUUUUCUCUGUGAUCUUCCAACGCCUGUGUCUUGUCAGCCUUCUUGUCAAAGGCUGCUCUGGCUGUCGACCUGGCUUUAGAAGCUGCUGUUCGGCCUGCCGCCUGCCCGCCCACUACUUUAUCCAGGGCAAGAUAUGACCACCUCCUUGUCUUCAAGCCCAGUCGGUUACUUCCGGGCGCCCCCUCCGCUGUUCUAGAAUCUUUGUCCUGAUGGAAAGAUGUCACACACAACCGAUUCUCUGACAAGAUUGCAAUCCAGAGGCCUCCUCGGGUCCAAGUUCAGCCGUAUGGUCACAUUUAUUUUUCUCAUCCUACAGAUAUUUACUGAGCUCUGACUUUGUGCCAGUCCCUGUGUGGGGCAGGGGGAGACAGUGGUGAACGAGGCCGACCCGGUCCCUGCCUUGAGAGAGCUCAGUGGGAAAGCCAGACCUGUCACCAGUGGUAGUCAGAGCCAGGGGCAGGGUUGGGUAGGGGGCAUCCUUGCAGCUGCAGUAGCCCACAGAAGGCGCUGACCCAGCCUGGGUCCUAAGGUCUUUGGGGGAAAGGCUCCCAACAGUCAUUUCACAGCUGACACACCCACAUGGCAUCUUUUUUUCCCAACCUGCAGUCUCAGUCUUCCCCCUUCACUAAAUGGCCCCGUCAUCUAGGUGUUCAGCUGAGACGGGUCAAGGACAAGCUGAUCUAGGUCUUUAAGAGGCCACAGAACCUUGUGAAAGAGACUGGAGGGUGGGAGACUCUGACAACAGAGUAGGGUUGAGCUCAAUCUUCGGGGUCCACCUACCCCCAUCCCCAAAACAGGGUGCAACCCAGGUUGGCUUCCUUGGACGUGUGAUACAGGCUGUGUCUUCGUGGAGGAGAAGCCGACCUCUCCUGCCCCUUGGGGACCCCCGCGAUGCCGGCUCCGACUUGUGCCUCCUGCCACGCGGCGCGCGCCGCCCUCCGCCGCCCGCGUUCCGGACAAGCACUGUGCGGCACCUGCUUCUGUGCCGCCUUCGAGGCCGAGGUGCUGCACACGGUGCUGGCGGGCCGCCUGCUGCCCCCGGGGGCCGUGGUGGCCGUGGGCGCCUCGGGGGGCAAGGACUCCACGGUGCUGGCGCAUGUGCUGCGAGAGCUGGCGCCGCGCCUGGGCGUAUCGCUGCGCCUCGUGGCGGUGGACGAGGGUAUCGGUGGCUACCGGGACGCGGCCCUGGCGGCCGUGCAGCGCCAGGCGGCGCGCUGGGAGCUCCCGCUCACCAUCGUGGCCUACGCGGAUCUCUUCGGGGGCUGGACGAUGGACGCCGUGGCACGCAGCACGGCCGGGUCGGGCCGAAGCCGCGCCUGCUGCACCUUCUGCGGGGUGCUAAGGCGCCGGGCGCUGGAAGAAGGUGCGCGCCUAGUGGGAGCCACGCACAUCGUGACGGGCCACAACGCCGACGACAUGGCGGAGACCGUGCUCAUGAACUUCCUGCGGGGCGACACUGGGCGGCUAGCCCGCGGCGGGGGCCUGGGCUCGCCGGGCGAGGGGGGCGCGCUGCCCCGCUGCCGCCCUCUGCAGUUCGCCUCGCAGAAGGAGGUGGUGCUGUAUGCGCACUUCCGCCGCCUGGACUACUUCUCCGAGGAGUGCGUGUACGCGCCCGAGGCCUUCCGCGGCUACGCGCGCGACCUGCUCAAGCGCCUGGAGGUGGUGCGGCCCUCGGUGGUUCUGGACCUCGUGCACUCGGCUGAGCACCUGGCGCUGGCACCAACCGCGCAGACCGCACCGCCCGGCGCCUGCACCCGCUGCGGGGCGCUGGCCAGCCGCCCGCUCUGCCAGGCCUGCGCGCUGCUCGAUGGGCUGGACCGCGGCCGGCCGCGCCUGGCCAUCGGCAAAGGCCGCAGGGGACUGGACGAGGAGGCGCCGCGGGCUGGGGCUCAGCCUCGUCCCUCCGCGGUCCUCCCCACCUUCUAGCGCCUGGGGUGCUCUGGCAGGGGUCCCCAUGCCUAGGAUGGUGAUGGCCGCCUUUGAGCAAUGCAAAUAAACUUGAGUUUCCUUUUC